GCACCGCCGGUAAGCAGGGAGUCUCCGCGGAGCUCCCGCCGCCGCUCCCCCUUGGCGCGUCCUGCCGCAGCAAGAGGCAUGGAGAAGGCCGCCCCCGCGGGGCGCUGAUCCCCGCGCCGCGCCCGCGCGCACACGCCCCCCGCCGCCGCCGCCGCCGCGCGUCCCCAGUACUUCGCUCCCCGCCCAGGCCCCACCAUGACCGGCUCCGCGGCCGACACUCACCGCUGCCCCCACCCCAAAGGCGCCAAAGGCACCCGGUCCCGGAGCAGCCACGCGCGGCCCGUGAGCCUCGCCACCAGCGGGGGCUCGGAGGAGGAGGACAAAGACGGCGGGGUGCUGUUCCACGUUAACAAGAGCGGCUUCCCCAUCGACAGCCACACCUGGGAGCGCAUGUGGAUGCACGUGGCCAAGGUGCACCCUAAGGGGGGAGAAAUGGUGGGCGCCAUCAGGAACGCCACCUUCUUGGCAAAGCCUUCAAUACCCCAGGUCCCAAACUACAGGCUCUCGAUGACGAUCCCAGACUGGCUCCAGGCGAUCCAGAAUUACAUGAAGACCCUACACUACUUAACCAAUGGACAGCCUUCCAUCGAGCGGUUCCCCAUCAGCUUUAAAACCUACUUCUCAGGAAACUACUUUCAUCACGUUGUGCUGGGGAUUUACUGUAAUGGCCGCUAUGGCUCACUGGGUAUGAGCCGCAGGGCUGAGCUGAUGGACAAGCCAUUGACUUUUCGGACUCUGAGUGACCUCAUCUUUGACUUUGAGGACUCCUACAAGAAAUACCUACACACAGUCAAGAAGGUCAAGAUUGGACUGUACGUCCCCCAUGAGCCUCAUAGCUUCCAGCCCAUUGAGUGGAAGCAGCUGGUCCUCAACGUCUCAAAGAUGCUGAGGGCUGACAUAAGGAAGGAGCUGGAGAAAUAUGCCAGGGACAUGAGAAUGAAGAUCCUGAAACCUGCAAGUGCCCACUCUCCGACCCAAGUGAGAAGCCGGGGAAAAUCCCUGUCCCCCAGAAGAAGACAGGCAAGCCCCCCGAGGAGGCUCGGCAGGCGAGACAAGUCGCCUGCACUGCCUGAAAAGAAGGUGGCUGAUCUAAGCACUCUGAAUGAAGUGGGCUAUCAAAUCCGAAUUUAGCCAAGCCAUACCGGCCAGCAAGAGGGUUUCUGUGGUGCUUCUCUCUGCACUUUACCCAGCAUCUUCAGGAGGAACUGCAACUAUUUAUUAAGAACUUGUGAAUUUUAUUUUUAAGGAUUCACCUGGAAAUAGAAUCUGAGUGGGUGGUAACCAUUAGCUUUAAAAAAUUCACUAAGAGGCACCAUGAAAAUGCUGAAGUAAUAAACCCCACUGGGGUUGGACUAUGUCCCUCACUCAAGAUCUUAAGGAUAACAACCAUAACUGUAGUUUUAUAUUUUUCCAUUUACCUACUUUCUUUCACUUGCUUUGAACAUUAUGCCUCACCAAUAGUAAAUGUUCAUGAAAUAAUCUCUUGAACUUUUGGUAUAGUAAGGUAACUCAAACAGUAUUACUGUCUUUUUCAGCAAUAACAGAAAGCAAAAAUGGGUGGGUUUUUUUUAAGCAGUUAAUAUUACCUCAGCAUUUUGACAUCAGAUAUGCAAACUUAAUGGCGUUUUGUUUUUUUAUAUUCUAUUUAUAUUCUUUCCCCAGUAUUUCCCAUGGGGAUCUCCACAAGCUUGAAGUUUUUUCCUGGUGCACACACAUGAUGAGAUUUAAGGUAUUAUAUGCAAGUGUUUUACUAAAAAGCACUGAAAUUCUUCUGGCAAUACAAGAACCAUUUUCAGGAUCUUGGAGUUACUUCCUUCUUAAUCUUUCUUAAAGCAUUCACUGAUGUUUUUUCAAAAUGAAACAAAAAUAUCACAUUGAGAAGCUAGUCUAUGUUCUGUCACUAACAUUUAAACUUUGCAGACUCUAGCAAAAAGCACAAGAGGUCAUGUACUAUUACACAAAUUUAGCAGUACUGGAUUACCUCUGGACACUAACACACUCAGGCAAAGAAACCAGGAGUGAUGAUCAGGUCUUCAGAACCAAAAAACCUUUCUAUUCACAUUUCAUCUGAUUUUUAAACUGAAGCAGGCUUUGAUUCUUCUGAAGGACGCAAAGAAUCUUAAAAACUAAGGGAGGACUCACUGUUGUUAAAGAUGUGUUCUGAUGUCUUAUAUUAAGACCAAAUGUGACAUAAUGUGAUUAUCUUCCAGUACUUUGCUUUUACCUACCACUUCAUGACAUUUUAGGAAUGAGUAUUGGAAAAUAUAACGAAUUAGAAAAGCAGUACUUUUUUUUUUUAAUGGAGAAGUCUUCGGUCCAGUGUUACACCUUAUAGUGUGAUUCAGUCCCUAAGCACGGAAUGAAUGUCUGGCCUGCAUAUGGUAGUUACAGUGUAACCUCUGGCUGCAGACCACAGAGGACAACCCUAACAGCAUAGUCUUGUAUGGUAUAAAUAUCAAGAGUACAGCUUCGAUUUCAUUUGCUUUAUCUUAGCAACAAUGCCAACUCAGGAGACCAGACGGCCGAUUUCAGUGAAGUCUGGUAGUCAACAGAUGUUAUUUCAGUCUCAGUGCAUGUCUUCUGGCUUUCUUUGACUGAAGGUGUCUAUAGGAAGGAAGUUAAAAAAAUAUAUCCUCAUUGAGAUUCUUUACCAAUUCUUUACAAGAUUUCUGGGGGUGACAGGGAAAGCAAAAGGACUUCAUCCUUUAGCUAUGUGCACAAGAGCUUACUUUACCCUAAAAAUCAGUAUUAUUAAUGAAAAGUACUGUUUUCUUAAAAAAAGAAGUCUAAUGUCAUGUAGAUGAACAAGACCAAGGAUACAUCUCCAUUAGAUUAAAAUGUAGCACAGGGUUAAAAAUUCUCAGUUUAAUCUCUUUAAGAACAGUAUUAUCAGAGUUUAAAAUGAGUUAUCUCUGUCUAUCUUCACACAGCAAACCCAUUUGCAGCCUCUUGGUCACAUGUAUUCAGAUGUUUGAAAUAGUGAAUCAUUUCAUUUUCAUUCUAAAACAAUACUGACUUAAACAUAUACCUUCUGUUUGUCAAUCUGAAACUUGCUUACAUCUAGUAAGUGCACCUCUUAUAACACUGCAUCCAUUCUAAGAGUUGGAAUUUAUUUUUGCCCAAGUAUUAAGUACUGUUACAUCUAAAAUACAGAAUGUCAAAUGGUUGCAUAGCUUGUUUCCCACAACAAGGAGGAAAAGAAUAGGAAUACAAACUCUGUAAUAUGCUGAUACAGAAGCCUUAGAACUGCCAACUGGUUUGAUGGUUCAAUUAGUAAGCUAAUUUCUCCCACACCCGCUCCCGCCCCAAAGCAAGGUUUAGUCACACAAACAUGAAAGUACAUUUAAAAUGUCCUUAGUUGUCAUCCUACUUUUAUUGCCUAUGGAAUAUGCUAAUUUCUUAAAAAAAAAAAAUGGGAAAUGCACCAAACCCCUAAAUUCUAGUGCAAUAAUUUAAUAAAAAAA
Messenger RNA from Cercocebus atys (sooty mangabey), 3464 nucleotides. RefSeq names its product vasohibin 2 (gene VASH2). NCBI's taxonomy places the organism in Eukaryota, Metazoa, Chordata, Mammalia, Primates, Cercopithecidae. The transcript has 5 exons. Gene Ontology annotation, biological process: regulation of angiogenesis. The record is from RefSeq and is a predicted model, not a curated record. Bases 196 to 1131 code for a protein of 311 amino acids. Gene Ontology annotation, cellular component: cytoplasm.